Punica granatum (pomegranate) is the source of this 1298-nucleotide messenger RNA. Lineage: Eukaryota; Viridiplantae; Streptophyta; Magnoliopsida; Myrtales; Lythraceae. The record is from RefSeq and is a predicted model, not a curated record.
GGGCGAGUUUUCUCUUUUACUCCAGCAACAAGAAGGGGGUAGUGACUCAGUGAGUCCGGGUUGACUCGCUCCCUCCGCCAUCUUUCUUUUCCUUCUUCAGUCUCCCGUCUGUGUGUGUCUACUCCUCACCCAGUCGCUGCUGCAAAACCCUAAUGACCACUCAUCUCCCCGAAAUCCCGACUCCAUUGAAAAGCCAGUAAGAAAAGCUCCAGCUUUCUUCCGAGAAGAGAAGCAUCAUCAUCAUCAUCAUGAUCCGGUCAAAGCUCUCUUCACUCCUGUCGCCUCACCUCCUCAGACCCGCAACACCCAUCAACUCCACGCGGCAAUUUAUUCCUUCCCUGCGGCCUCCGUCUCCUCUGCAGCAUCUGACCAACCCUCGUGGCGGUUCAUCAUGGGGGGAAGUUUUCAGAUCUUAUAGCCUGCUGAGCUUGAACGACCUGAGGGACAAGCAGCCGAAGAAGCAGAAGAAGAGGAAGGGCCGCGGUAUCGGGUCGGGCCUUGGGAAGACGGCGGGUCGCGGGCACAAGGGACAGAAGGCAAGGGGGACCAUGAAGUACGGGUUUGAGGGAGGCCAGACUCCCAUGCGGCGUCGCCUCCCCAAGCGCGGUUUCAAGAACCCAUUUAGCCUCACUUUUCAGCCAGUUGGAUUGGGAAAAAUUGCAAAGCUCAUAAACGCGGGGAAGAUUGAUUCUUCUGAGCUCAUAACUAUGAAAACUCUCAAGGAUGUAGGGGCGAUAGGUAAGCAGAUAAAAGACGGAGUAAGAUUGAUGGGCCGUGGAGCUGAACAGAUUCAGUGGCCCAUUCAUCUUGAGGUGUCCAGAGUUACAGUGAGGGCAAAGGAAGCAGUCGAAGCUGCAGGUGGAUCAGUUCAGAAAGUCUACUACAACAAGUUGGGCUUAAAGGCCCUGAUUAAGCCCGAAUGGUUCGAGAAGAAGGGAAGAUUGCUCCCCAAGCCUGCCCGACCGCCACCGAAGCAGGGGGACAAAGUCGAUAGCAUAGGUCGCCUACCUGCUCCCACAAAACCAAUUCCGUUCAUAGCCGUCGAGAAGGAAGAAGCGCUAUCCAUCUAAGGAAAAGAUCUUGCUGAACUAGCGACUUCGAUUUUUUCUUUAUAAAAUUCAAAUUCAAAGUUUUGGUUCUUUCUGUAGACAUGUUUAACUGUGUUGGGAUCUUAUCCCGAUAUCUUGUGGAAUAACAUGGUAGAUGAGGAAGAGGAAGUGCCUAUAACUGCUCUUUUGAUGUUCUCUGUUCCAUUUGAGUCUCAUUUGGAAGGAAAGUUAUCCUCUAAGAAUUACAAU